AUGGAUAGAGUCGUUAUUGUCGGUGCAGGCCUCUACGGUCUCAUAACUGCCAAAACUUACUUAGAGGUCGCCGGUGUUUACGACAAUGGAGUCCAGUUUAAAGAAGCCGAAAUCAUCGAAGAGAUCCCUGUAUGCUUCAGUAAUGUCAAGCAAAACGCGUUGAUUGCGCCUGGCUGCCAGCUGCUGGUAAUCGAUGCCUUGUCAGAUGCUGGAGGAACAUGGGCGGAGGAACGCCUAUACCCAAAUCUGCUGAGUCAAAGCUCAUACGGUUCAUAUGAGUUCAGCGAUAUGUCUCUUCAACCUUAUCCAAGUGAGCAGGGAAGAGGCCCAUUCAUUCCUGGCUGGAGCAUCAAUCGCUAUCUGCACGCAUGGAUUGAAAAGUGGAGAUUGAAACAACAUAUCAGGUUGAAGUGGAAGGUUGAUAGCAUUUGUCGCCUCGAGAGCAAAGAGUGGCGCUUAGCGAUUACUAUCACCACAACGACUCCCCGGAAUAUUACCAUCAUUUGCGAUAAAUUGAUUUUGGCCACUGGGCUGACCUCCGUACCCAAUACUCCUAUCAUCAGCCAACCAGAAACAAUCAGAGAUCCCAUUAUCCACGCGAAAGACAUCGGUAAAUGGGCGCGUGAAAAUCUAGGAUAUCGACCCAUUCCAGAUUUUACGGAGAACACUCAGGAUCAUCAACUACCAGCCAAUAUUUCCUCAAGGGUGACCUCUGUUGUGAUCUAUGGUGGUGCUAAGACUUCGUUCGACCUGGUUCAUUUGUUCGCCAAGCUCCAUUUCAAGGAUAAAGCCAGAUAUAUGGAGAUGGUAGAUUGGCAGCGAGUCCAAGUCCAUUGGAUUAUCCGGGAAAAUGGAAGAGGGCCAGCGUGGAUGGUACCGCCAACUACGCUUCUCCCUGAUGGUGAGACUGGGCCGAGCGAUAAAGCGACGAGUACCAGACUUCUCCAUUACCUUCAUCCAUGCUCUUACGAAACACCAAAGCAUCUUCUCGUUCGAGGAUGGAAAUUGUGCCUGAAAGGAUCUUGGAUAGCACGUGUGCUUAACGGAAACUUCAUUGGUCGAAUUUAUAUUCGUAAACUUUGGAAAUCGAUCAAUCAGAGCAUUGAGGAUUGGGCAAUGUACGGAUCGGAUUCAAAGAUGCAAAAACUUCGACCGGAUAGGAGCAUUUACACUUGCGGUGCCAGCAUUGGUAUUGCCAACCAGCUAGAUUUGUGGAAAGUAAUCCGGUCUUCGCAUGUCAAGGUUUACCGGUCAAGUAUCACAGCCAUAUUUGAUGGAGAAGCUUUGUUUGACUGUGCUACCGUAUCGCUCUCGGAUGGUACUGUGAUUCCGGAUGUCGACCUUGUUGUCCAUGCUACUGGAUAUAAGCCAGUGGUUCCCAUUAACUUUGAACCGCCUAGCUUUCGUCUAACUCUUGGCCUUUUAAGUCUUGUGAAUAAAAGUUCACACGACACUGACAAUCUUGAGAGCUUGCAAACUAUUGACGGAUUGAUCCCAUUUGACUUGGUCUCAAAAACUCAUAUUCACCAUUGGGAAAUUAUGGAUCAGCGGGAGGAACCACGAAUUUGGAAAUCAUUAAAAAUGGCCGGAUGUCCUCGAGCUGAACAAUCUACACCCUCAUGGGCAGAUGACCUUGAUGUCCUGCCGUAUCGCCUCUUUCGACGCAUGGUAGCCCCAGAAUUGGUUGCUAGUGGGGAUCGGUCAUUUGCCAUAGUAGGUGUUUUACUAUCGUCUACUGUUCCGAUUAUUGCCGAAGUCCAGGCACUCUGGGUAACGGCCUUUUUGACCGGCGGGUUUGACGAUGAGGUGAUUGAGGCUCCUAGGCAUGAUGGAGUCCUCCACUUGACUACGCUAUCUCGUAAGGCAAUGGACCGAAGCAUUGCAGAAGAUGUGGUUCUAGGCUCUCUCACAGGCAGUGGUCUUGAGGUGGAUUCAAUUCACUAUAACGAUAUGCUCAUGCAGGAUUUGGGAUUGAACCCCAACCGCUUGGGUGGCGGGCUCAAGAGAGAAAUGACGGGUGUCUAUGAGCCAUCGGUUUAUGCUGGAAUUGUGGAUGAAUGGAGAACUAGUGCUAGUUUCGAUUCUAUCAUGUACGGUCUGAAGCAAAUUGCUGCUCUGAGCUUCAUGUUCCUCUCGGUUUCUGCGAAGGAUGUCAAGCAGACAACGAUUGGACUUGGUACCGACAAGAGCAGCCGUGCAGUCAUGGUUAAUCUAGAUGACUGCCAUGCAAUUAACGAGGACGAGGUUUUCACCGUUUCCGUCCAAAAAUACUGUCGUGUAUUCACGUAA
Penicillium taxi is the source of this 2289-nucleotide messenger RNA. RefSeq lists its product as uncharacterized. The transcript has 8 exons. Lineage: Eukaryota; Fungi; Ascomycota; Eurotiomycetes; Eurotiales; Aspergillaceae. The record is from RefSeq and is a predicted model, not a curated record. Bases 1 to 2289 code for a protein of 762 amino acids.